GGAAACUUGGAAGGGAUCACAUUUAAGUGAAAAUCUUUAAUAGAAUAAUUUUAUUAAAUUAUAAAAAAAAGAUUUUUUCUUGGAAUUUAAUUUUAUUCUUGGGCUAAAAUCAAAUUAAUCAACUAUAAUGACUGAUUGUUUUGAACAAAAAUGUACUGUAACUGAAAAUGAUACUUUGGGAAGUGUUAGUUAUAAUAUUCCAUGUUCAAAAGGCAUUGAUCAAAAUAUCGAAAGACGAUUUGACAAAGGUAAAAGUAUAAGGUUUGUCACAGCUUCAAAGAAUAUACGGGCUGGAGAAGAAAUAUUGUAUGAGAAACCAGUUUUAAUAACACCCCAUUGGGAUUCAAAUUUGGUUUGCAGUAAAUGUUAUCAUCCAUCUUUAAAAAUUUGCCAAAAGUGCAAUGUUUUCCCAUUAUGUAACAAUUGCGUACAGCAUGGAUCAUUUGAAUGUAAUUUCUUCCAAGAGCACACUGAUAUUUCACGAAAUCUAUUAGUGGAGAAUUUUAAAUUGUUUGGCCCAGUUCGAUUUUUACUCUUUUUAGAGAAUCCAUUAAAUGAUGGUUAUUUCAAUGAAAUUCUUAAAAUGGAAUCACAUUUAAAUAAUCGUAAGAAUAGUGAUGUAUGGAAACUGCUAGAAGAAGGAGUUGUACAACCGUUAAAAAAAUCUGGAAUGGGGAAAUAUUUAAAAAAAUGCAAUAUCCUUGAAUCUGAUUUUAUUCAAAAAAUUUGUGCAAUUUUUGAUGUUAAUAUGUUUGAAGUGCGUGGUCCGAGAGAAGAUUCAUUAAGAGCUUGCUUUAUGAAAGCAUGUUUAUUUGCUCACAGCUGUAUACCAAAUAUUGCAGUUGCUGUUGAUGAUGAAUAUGAAAUGAAAGUUUAUGCUACUACAAAUAUUAAGGAAGGUGAUAUUUUGUAUUACAACUAUACAACACCUUUCUUGGGAUCCAAUGAACGUAGAAAACAAUUAAUGUUGGGAAAAUAUUUUACAUGUAAAUGUCCUAGAUGUGAGGAUCCAACUGAAUUAGGAUCAUAUAUAAGUGCUAUAAAAUGUAUAAAAUGCAUUGAAGAUAAUUGUGCUGAAUAUGGUUAUGUUUUGAAUUAUGGUGAUAAUAAAUGGAUGUGUGAUCAAUGUUCAAAAAUAACACCAUAUAAAGAGAUUGAAGAAUAUUUGGUUAAUAUUGGAAAGCAAGUUGAUGAUGCUCAAGGUGAUAUUUGCAAAAUGGAAAUGUUAUUGCUAACGUUAGCUGAGCAUUUACAUGAUCAUCAUUAUUUCAUCUUGGAUUUGAAGCAAAAUAUUGCAGCAAUUUUACGUUCAAUGUGUGAUGAUUCAAAAUAUACGGGUUGUAAGGGCCAUAUGAGAAGAAAAUUGCAAUUAUGCGAGCAAAUUUUACCAAUUUUAAGAAUUAUAUUGCCUGGAAUAUCCAGAAUUAAGGGAAUUGCUUUAUUUGAGUAUUAUAGACCAAUUAUCGAGUUGGCUAGAUUAGAAGAAGAUGGUGGAGAUCACCAUCAUUUGAAUGAACUACUUAAAGCUGAAAAGAUUUUAAGGGAAGCGUACUUAAUGCUCAAAUAUGAACCUGAAAAGUCUCCAGAAGGUCUUUUGGCACAACAAAUUUUCACUGAAAUAGAAACACUUAAAGUUGAUAUAAAAGCUGCCAGAGAAAAAGUUUCUAAGAAUAAAGUUUAAUCAAGUUUUUGUUUUUUCUUUUGCAUUUCUUUAAAAAUAUUUGCUAAAAGUUAUCUUUUAAAUUGAUUCAAUAUAUGUACUUUUGAAAUUUAUAUCAUAUUUGUUUUUGUUUUGAGAUUACAUUUAUU
Condylostylus longicornis is the source of this 1809-nucleotide messenger RNA. Its product is annotated as SET domain-containing protein SmydA-8-like. The record is from RefSeq and is a predicted model, not a curated record. Lineage: Eukaryota; Metazoa; Arthropoda; Insecta; Diptera; Dolichopodidae. The transcript is spliced from 8 exons. Gene Ontology annotation, molecular function: protein binding. Bases 128 to 1681 code for a protein of 517 amino acids.